AAGACAGAGCAAUCGAAUCGCAACCCGAUUGAUCAAUGGAAGAGCCCCAAUCAGCCCAGUCUGCCCAAUCAGGAAAGCUUCUUCGCUACGGGCUGCGAUCCGUGACGAAACCGAAGGAGGUGAAGCUACCGGCGGCGGAGUUGUCCAACCCCUCCGCGGCUUCUAAGAGGGGAAGAGCUGCGUCGAAUGUGAGCAAAAGUGUGAGUGUUCUCGAUCUGUCGGGCAAGGACAAGCCUGUUAGGCCACCCAGGAGGCUCUCCAUUCCUAACAAGGUGGCUGGUACUCCAGCUCCGAAACUGGGUGGGAACAUCACUCCCGUUUCCGAGGCUAGAUCAAGGAGGUCUGUGAAAAGUGAAACACCUGCUUCGGAUGCUUCUAGGCUGACAAGUCGGAAGAAGUUUAGUAUCCUGUCCUCGGAAUCAUACUGGCUUUCACAGAUUAAGCUCUCUGAGGCUGCUGGCAGGCACUCAGUUUCGCUUGGGUUUUUCAAACUAGCCUUGGAGGCAGGAUGUGAGCAACCUCUUCAGCGGAUGCGGGAUGAGCUAAAAGCUUAUGCACUUCGUCAUAAAAUUGGUGAUCUUGCUGAUCUUGCAGUCCCACUGAAAGAACUAUUUGAGAGCUAUGGUGUUGUAGAAAAUGAGCAGGUGCAGGUCUCGGAAACCUGUUCUCACGUACCUGAAGAGGGGACUCGGUCUUCUGAUGAAGAUGCCAAGAGCUCUUCAUCGACAAUGGGAACUAGGAAACUGAAACCCAAGUCAUUGAACACUGAUAUUGCUCAAGUCACUCCAGUCAUAAACAAACCCAAGAAGGAAGUACCUCAGAAAAGUAUUCCUGCAGCCAGGACUAGGGCAUCUGCGGCAAAGAAGUCUUCAACUUCAGCACCUGUUUCUGAUUCUGGUACGCAAAGAUCAGCAGCAAAGAAACCCCAGAAACCAAUUAAGCAAGAAGCUAAGAAUGAAAAGGAUAGGAAGAAGCAGGGGAAAUCUGCUGUUGAACAAGGGUCAGUUAUCCCUACAUCUGUAGAGGAAGCACUCAAUGAGAACAAAGAAAAUGAGGAUGCUGCCUCAAUGGAGGAGAUAAAUUUGACUGAAGUUGCUUAAACAUAUUACCCAAGAAGCUAAACCAAUUGCAUUCUCAUACUCCUG
This is a messenger RNA of Fragaria vesca subsp. vesca, 1145 nucleotides long. RefSeq lists its product as uncharacterized. The transcript has 6 exons. The coding region runs from base 36 to 1100 and encodes 354 amino acids. The record is from RefSeq and is a predicted model, not a curated record. Lineage: Eukaryota; Viridiplantae; Streptophyta; Magnoliopsida; Rosales; Rosaceae.